AACAACCUUUGGACCACCCCCACUACCAAAUUAGACAAUUUCUGCUGGUUAAGUCAAGAUGGCGCGUGUGCUGGUUGGAGUAAAGCGUGUUAUUGAUUAUGCUGUCAAGGUUCGAGUGAAGCCAGAGAAGAAUGGCGUCGUUACCCAGGGUGUCAAGCACUCCAUGAACCCCUUCGAUGAGAUUGCCGUCGAGGAGGCUGUGAAGCUAAAGGAGAAGAAACUGGCUAGCGAGAUUAUAGCUGUGUCUGUUGGUCCAACACAAUCGCAGGAAGUGAUACGCACUGCUCUAGCUAUGGGCGCGGAUCGCGGUGUGCAUGUUGAGGUGUCUGCGGCGGAGUACGAGCUACUGCAGCCACUGCAUGUGUCCAAAAUACUUGCCAAGCUGGCAUUGGACGAGAAGGCCGACCUGGUUAUAUUGGGCAAGCAGGCUAUCGAUGAUGACGCCAAUCAAACCGCUCAGAUGACAGCCGCUGUAUUGGACUGGCCUCAAGGCACGUUCUGCAACAAGGUAGAAAAGACGGAUGCGGGCUUGACGAUUGUGCGUGAAAUCGACGGCGGCUUGGAGACAAUUAAAACCAAAAUGCCAGCAGUGCUAAGUGCUGAUUUGCGUUUGAACACUCCACGUUAUGCCACGUUGCCUAACAUCAUGAAGGCUAAGAAGAAGCCUCUGAAAAAGAUGACACCCAAAGAUUUGGGUGUGGAUACCACACCGCGCAUUGAGGUUGUCUCCGUGGAGGAUCCACCAGUACGUCAAGCGGGCGCUACAGUAGCCGAUGUGGAUGCGUUGGUGGCCAAGCUCAAAGAGGGUGGACAUAUCUAAGCUAAGCGCUAACUUCAGCGAAAACAAAAAAACAAUAAUUGUGAGCAAAAAUUCUACGUUUUUUUUAUAACAUGUUUUAGUUGAAAUUAUCAGAAACGUGCAUUUAUUUAGCCUCUAGAGAUUGAUUGCCAAGUAAAACCCCAAAGUGAAAUUAAAUGUCGAUUUGGAAUCUAACAUGUCAAGCCUUUAAGAAUAAAUUUGAGGGUCAGCUACUAACUGAUGCCUUUUCCGCAAA
Molecule: messenger RNA, 1055 nt
Organism: Drosophila busckii
Lineage: Eukaryota; Metazoa; Arthropoda; Insecta; Diptera; Drosophilidae
Gene: Etfb
Product: electron transfer flavoprotein subunit beta
Exons: 3
Coding region: 59-820 (253 amino acids)
Cellular component (GO): cytosol
Molecular function (GO): electron transfer activity
Source: RefSeq, a predicted model, not a curated record